UGCAUCACUUUCCCGCUUGCACCCUUAAACCCUAAUCCCUAAAUCCAACGCAGUACUUUUCGUGAAUGGCUUUGAACGUCACCAUCCACCGCAUUCUUCGUCAUCGUCGCUUCCUCAAUUCUGCUAAUUCCACUCUGCAUCUCACCAACACUAGGUGCUUCUCCCAUGCUCCAUCACCUUCUCCCUCUCAGAGUUCCAAAGCUAAUGAUAAAGAUCCUCAUUCAGGUCCAUCUUCCUUGAAGGACAACGAGCUCGCCAAGUUUGCCGCCAUUUCUGAUACCUGGUGGGAUUCUGAAGGCCCUUUCAAACCUUUGCAUCUCAUGAAUCCUACAAGACUUGCUUUCAUCAGGUCUACACUCUGUCGACAUUUUAAGAGGGACCCUUAUAGUACACGACCCUUUGAAGGACUUAAAAUUGUUGAUGUAGGGUGUGGAGGAGGAAUUCUUUCUGAGCCAUUGGCUCGCUUGGGAGCUACCGUGACAGGCGUCGAUGCUGUAGAGAAGAAUAUCAAGAUUGCUCGACUUCAUGCUGACUUGGAUCCGACGACAUCAACUAUUGAGUAUUGUUGCACAACAGCUGAGAAGUUAGUUGAAGAAGGAAGAACAUUUGAUGCAGUAAUGGCCUUAGAGGUGAUCGAGCAUGUUGCGAAUCCUGAAGAGUUCUGCAAAUCUCUGGCAGCAUUAACAAAUCCAGAUGGAGCCACUGUUGUAUCAACAAUCAAUCGAUCGAUGCGAGCAUAUGCAACUGCCAUUGUUGCCGCGGAAUAUAUUCUCCACUGGCUUCCAAAAGGCACACAUCAAUGGUCCACCUUUCUUACCCCGGAAGAACUAGCCAUGAUCCUACAUCGUGCCGGCAUCAAUGUGGAGGAGAUGGCAGGAUUUGUGUACAACCCUCUAACAGGAAGGUGGUUAUUAUCAGAUGAUAUCAGUGUCAAUUUCAUCGCCUUUGCAACCAAAAGCCAAAACGCUAUCUAAUGUCAUUACAAAAACAAAAACACAAACUUUUCA
Molecule: messenger RNA, 1007 nt
Organism: Arachis duranensis
Lineage: Eukaryota; Viridiplantae; Streptophyta; Magnoliopsida; Fabales; Fabaceae
Product: ubiquinone biosynthesis O-methyltransferase, mitochondrial
Biological process (GO): ubiquinone biosynthetic process
Molecular function (GO): 2-methoxy-6-polyprenyl-1,4-benzoquinol methyltransferase activity
Source: RefSeq, a predicted model, not a curated record